Molecule: messenger RNA, 426 nt
Organism: Lithohypha guttulata
Lineage: Eukaryota; Fungi; Ascomycota; Eurotiomycetes; Chaetothyriales; Trichomeriaceae
Exons: 1
Coding region: 1-426 (141 amino acids)
Source: RefSeq, a predicted model, not a curated record
AUGACAGCAAUAACAGAUGGUACCAAACCCCUCAGGAUUGAGAACAGAAAUGACGACUACGAUAACGGAGUAGUUCAAUAUCAAAGCAAUACUGACGAGGACAGAGGACGACUGGAUCGGGACGAGGUCGAUUCAGAGCCUCAAAGGUCAAGAACAACCAUCUACGAUCUCCCCUUCGACGUCCUGAUCGUCCUCUUCGGCUUGUUGAACGAUGGCACCAAACAAGGACGGAUCGCCUUGCUCAACCUCACUUUGACAGAUGCAUUCUGGCCGUGGGCGGUAGGCGAUAUGGUAUUCAGUCAUGACAACUUUAUCAACGACAUGACUUACGAAAGAGGUUACUGGUUUGUUUUUAAUGCUGUAAAUCCAGGUGUGUAUAACAAGCUAGAAGGACGACUUUUGGAGGAAGAGAAGCAUUUGCUAUAA